Messenger RNA from Python bivittatus (Burmese python), 541 nucleotides. The record is from RefSeq and is a predicted model, not a curated record. NCBI's taxonomy places the organism in Eukaryota, Metazoa, Chordata, Lepidosauria, Squamata, Pythonidae.
UUACCCAGCCCCUGAGAUGGGAUCCCUCUACGAAUGCAGCAUGCUGUGCUCUUGCCCCCGCUCCUGCCCCAACCGGGUGGUGCAAAGCGGUCUCCGAACCCAGCUCCAACUUUACAGGACAGCUGCCAAGGGAUGGGGGGUGCGCACGAUGCAGGACGUGCCCCGUGGAGCCUUCCUCUGCCAGUACUUUGGGGAGCUAAUCUCCAACACUGAAGCUGCACGCCGAGAGGAAGACACCUACUAUUUUGUGGUGGACCUACAGGAUGGGAAACAGUGCUGCCUCGAUGGGCGCUACUAUGGCAAUGUGGGGCGCUUCCUAAAUCACUCAUGUCAACCCAACUUGGUGGCCCUACAGGUUGCCCUGGGAUAUGAGAUCCCUGGCAUUGCCUUUUUCAGCACACGGGCCAUCCAGGCUGGUGAAGAACUUGGGUAGGUAGACUUGGUUCAGAUCCAGUUGCUGUAGCAACUGAGAGAGCCAAAGGCCUCCCCCAAAGACUAUGUUAUGGCUGACCAGGAAAGGCGCUCCCAGGGUUUGUACAAC